Messenger RNA from Cuscuta epithymum, 765 nucleotides. The record is from the annotation of a GenBank genome assembly. Lineage: Eukaryota; Viridiplantae; Streptophyta; Magnoliopsida; Solanales; Convolvulaceae.
CUACGUUGUACGCAUAAUCGUUUCUUCAGCUCAAGCAAAACCCAUAUCAUAUCCCAAUCUUUCUUUAAUUAGUUUUAUCCAUGGCACUAAACGCUUUCUUUUCUUUAUCAUCCCUUUUCUUUAUUUUUAUUAUCCUAUUCACCGUCGGGCUGUCUUUCCCGGUUCCGGCGGAUCAUUAUUUUCAAAUAAAUUUACCAAACGGAGUCGUUGGCCCGGAGAGUAUUGCUUUUGAUUGUACCGGAAGAGGACCAUAUGUCGGUGUUUCCGAUGGGAGAAUUUUAAGAUGGGAAGAACAUGCCCGAGACUGGACUGAAUUUGCUGUCAUGACACAUAAUAGGAAUAGACAAUUGUGUGAUGGUAUAACCGACACCCGAAGGGAGCCGCUUUGUGGUAGACCGCUCGGAUUAAAGUUUCAUCCAAAGACUUGUGAACUAUAUAUAACGGAUGCUUAUUUCGGGUUGAUGAAAGUGGGACCGAAUGGCGGGAUUGCUACCGAACUUGCAAAUUCAGCUCAAGGGCAUCCCUUCAUGUUCCUUAAUGAUCUAGACAUCAAUCCUAUGAAUGGAGUUGUCUAUUUUACCGAUAGUAGCAUUCGCUAUCAACGAAGGGAUUACUCAGAGAUCAUUUCCAGUGGAGAUAGUACUGGAAGGCUGUUAAGAUUUGACCCAAAUACCAAGCAAGUGAGCGUGUUACAUGAUGGCUUGGCAUUUCCAAACGGGAUUGUUUUGUCUAGAGACAAUUCAUAUCUUCUUGUAGUUGAAUCAC